AUGCCGCUCCACUUGCUGGGAAAAAAGUCGUGGAAUGUCUACAAUGCCGACAAUAUCGCCCGCGUUCGGAGAGACGAAGCGGCCGCCAAGGCUGCGGAGGAAGAAGAAGAGCGGCGCAUGCAAGAAGUCGAUGCUCAGAGGCGACUGGCAAUCCUACGCGGCGAAUCGCCUCCCCCGAUAGAAGAUGAACGAGACGCCGAACCAGAAAAGACACAGGGCGCUCCCGGUAGCGCGCGAUCAAGAUUCCCUGGUCAGGGCCGCAAGAGGAAGCGGCCAGGGGAGGACGACACCGAGUUCGAGCUGCGUUUGGCGCAAGAGAGGAACAACGCAACAUACUCAGUUGUCGAAUCCAGUCGUAAGCCAGCGAGCUCGGCUCCAAUUGUCGAUAGCGCUGGACACAUUGAUCUCUUUGGCGACGAACGAGCCAGGGCGCAUGCAGAGAGGAACGAAGAGGCGGAAGCCGAAAAGAAAAAGAAGGAAAAGGAGUAUGAAGAUCAGUACACUAUGCGAUUUUCCAACGCGGCUGGUAGAGAUGGCAUCAGCAAGCCCUGGUAUUCACAGCGCGAAGGAGUCGCUCCAGACGCUUCGUCCAAAGACGUCUGGGGCAAUAACGACCCCGAUCGCAAGACUCGCGAUACUCAGCGAAUCAAUUCCAAUGAUCCAUUAGCUAGAGAGACGAGGAACUCAGACAACUGCGUAAAGAAGAACAUCGCGACAGACAUGGGCACCGACAUAGAGGGAGAGAAGGGCGAGAAGGAAGAAAUAAUUCAGAUUCCAGAAGGCGUGAUUCAAGUAGAGGGCGGCAUAAAGAUCGGGACUCGGAGAGACGUGAGCGUCACGAUGAUCACCGUGAGAGGAGACGGCACAAGGAAGAGGAGCGGCGAAGGCGGCAUGGAGACUCGCGCUCACGCUCCCCGGACAGGAGGCGACACCGGCACCGGCGCGAUGAAAGAUGAGAAGUGGAUAAUGAACUUUGUAUUAUAA
Trichoderma breve is the source of this 984-nucleotide messenger RNA. RefSeq lists its product as uncharacterized. Lineage: Eukaryota; Fungi; Ascomycota; Sordariomycetes; Hypocreales; Hypocreaceae. The coding region runs from base 1 to 984 and encodes 327 amino acids. The transcript is spliced from 3 exons. The record is from RefSeq and is a predicted model, not a curated record.